Molecule: messenger RNA, 1797 nt
Organism: Colossoma macropomum (tambaqui)
Lineage: Eukaryota; Metazoa; Chordata; Actinopteri; Characiformes; Serrasalmidae
Gene: htra1b
Product: HtrA serine peptidase 1b
Exons: 9
Coding region: 119-1534 (471 amino acids)
Biological process (GO): positive regulation of apoptotic process; proteolysis; programmed cell death
Cellular component (GO): extracellular region
Molecular function (GO): protein binding; serine-type endopeptidase activity
Source: RefSeq, a predicted model, not a curated record
AGCGUCUACGCGAGCGAGCGCGAGCAUCCACUGCUCACGUAUUUACAGUCGUCGCGCGCUUUUUAGGUUGUUUUUUGUUUUUUUAGCAGCUGUUUGGAGUUCCUGGGAGCGGAGCAGGAUGACGAUGCUGGUGUUGGCCGCGUGCGCGCUGCUGUGUCUGAGCCCCGCGCUGUCCGCGGUUCGGCUCUGCCCGGAUCGCUGCGAUAAGUCCGCGUGCCCGCCCGUGCCCGCGGAGUGCCUGGCCGGGGACACGCUGGACCGCUGCUCCUGCUGCCCCGUGUGCGCGUCCGGCGAGGGCGAGCCGUGCGCGAGCGCGCGCGACUGCGCCGAGGGCCUCUCGUGCUCGCUGCCCGAGGGCGCGCGACCCACCACGGCCACGGUGCGGCGACGCGCGCGGCCCGGCGGCGUAGGCGUGUGCACGUGCCCCAGCGGGGAGCCCGUGUGUGGCAGCGACGGCGUCUCCUACCGCAACAUCUGCGAGCUGAAGAGCGUAAGCGCGCGCGCCACCGAGCUGCAGCAACCGCCGGUCAUCUUCAUCCAGAGGGGAGCCUGCGGGACAGGUCAUGAGGAGAAUCCAGACAGCCCAAGGCACAAAUACAACUUCAUCGCUGAUGUGGUGGAGAAAGUCGCCCCAGCUGUGGUUCAUAUUGAGCUCUACCGCAAGAUGGUGUUCACUAGGCGGGAGGUGGCGGUGGCCAGUGGUUCGGGUUUCAUCGUUUCCGAGGACGGUCUGAUCGUGACUAACGCUCACGUAGUGGCCAACAAGCACCGGGUCAAAGUGGAGUUGAAGACGGGCGCCACCUUCGACGCCAAGAUCAAAGACGUGGACGAGAAAGCCGACAUCGCCCUCAUCAAGAUCGACACUCCGAUGAAGCUUCCAGUGCUACUGCUGGGAAGGUCAGCUGACCUGAGACCGGGUGAGUUUGUGGUGGCCAUCGGCAGCCCCUUCUCCCUCCAGAACACAGUGACUACAGGCAUCGUCAGUACGGCCCAACGAGGAGGCAAGGAGCUGGGCCUGCGGAACUCAGACAUGGACUACAUCCAGACCGACGCCAUCAUCAAUUAUGGGAAUUCAGGAGGACCCCUGGUGAACUUGGAUGGAGAGGUGAUAGGGAUUAAUACUCUGAAGGUCACAGCCGGAAUCUCUUUCGCCAUUCCCUCUGACAAGAUCCGCCAGUUCCUCACAGAGUCACAUGACCGCCAGGCGAAAGGAAAACUACCUACAAAAAAGAAGUAUAUUGGCGUUAGAAUGAUGACCCUCACUCCGACUCUUGCUAAGGAGCUGAAGGAAAGGCAGUCUGAUUUCCCGGAUGUCACCUCAGGAGCUUACGUCAUCGAGGUCAUUCCCAAAACCCCAGCAGAAGUUGGUGGCCUGCAGGAGAGCGACGUCAUCAUCAGCAUCAACGGCCAGCGAAUCAACUCAGCCAGCGACGUCAGCGCGGCCAUCAAGAAGGACGAAACGCUCAGGGCGGUGGUUCGGAGGGGAAACGAGGACGUCAUCCUCACCAUCAUCCCUGAGGAGAUCGACCCUUGACCCUCCUUCUCCCCUGACCUCCUGCUCUACCUUGAGCUGGUUCUCAGCGUGAACAAAAAAAAAAAACUAAAGACUUUUACAGAGUGUGCGUCUGGAGCCGCACUCGUUUUAGCACAUGUAGUAAACCCCACCUGCCUUUAAACCUAUGAGACCCUCCCUAAACUGGCCCACACCCUGAAGGACGUUCCAUCCUGAGUCCUCCUCAUCCUUGUUUCGGUUCCAGUCGGUCAUUAUUAAAUUCACAAUGAGCCUGUUUACACUUA